This is a messenger RNA of Stylophora pistillata, 2190 nucleotides long. RefSeq names its product guanine nucleotide exchange factor C9orf72 homolog. Gene Ontology annotation, cellular component: autophagosome; endosome. NCBI's taxonomy places the organism in Eukaryota, Metazoa, Cnidaria, Anthozoa, Scleractinia, Pocilloporidae. Gene Ontology annotation, biological process: endocytosis; autophagy. Gene Ontology annotation, molecular function: guanyl-nucleotide exchange factor activity. The record is from RefSeq and is a predicted model, not a curated record.
UCAAAAUGGCCGAAGUGAUGGAACUUAUGCGAAAGUAUUUUACCAGUCCUAGUAUGUUGAAAAGGUGAUCGAAAAUUCUACCGAGGUCUACUGGAGCUUGAUAGCUCUGUAAAAUAUGGCAGGUAUGUCAAAUUUGAAGGACGACGACAGUUCCAGUUUUUAUACUACCCCUGGCGAUGACGUCUUCCAUUUUUCGAAUCUCUCCCCAAGUCAUAUGUCCAUACUUGAAGAGAGCGGACCAUUUGUUGCUCUAGUAUUGUCCUGUUGGGAUAAUUUGUUGGGGCCGAGACUGCAACAUGUGUGGAGAGGAAAUGGAGACACGGAGUCCCAGGAAAAUAGUGUCAAGUAUGUGGUUGGCCGAACUGUCCAUGGAGAACUCUUGCGGGAUGCUCCUGAGAAUGUGGUGGACACAAAACUAUUUGUGCUGAAGGACCACGGCAUUGUGUGCCAUUCAUUUAUUUUCUCAGGCUGUGACAAGUCAGGCACCAACCUCUCUGGUCUUUCGCUCAUCAUUCCAUUCUCAGAAUUUAAAAAUUACUUGCCACUAUUGGAGUUGGUGGAGGAGCGAGUAAAGAUUCUUAUCGCAAAGUUGAGAGUCUUACAAGCCAAGGACUUGGCAUCUUCCCUGUCUGUAUUCAGCAAGUAUCUACCUCGCUUUAUCCAGACCAUCACAAGUCUGAAAACAGCCGGCAUCCCUGACUCCAUUCCAUUGAGUGAGACUUCCUUUGGCCCAGGACAAGCAAACAGUCUAGAUGAUCACUUCCUCAGAAGAGUCAUCACGUCUCACUUGCAAACAUUUGGAAGUACUCUAGUAGUAGGGAAAGCCUUGGACAAAGUCAACUUGAUGGUUAAUACUUUGGCAUUGAUGCUUUCUCCAGAGGAGCGCAAGCGGUCGCGGUAUGCAGUAGAUACAUUUUCUAAUGACAGCAGUGACUUUUAUGACUCCGAUUUAUACGUGCAGGGCUUGUUAAAGAGUUCCAAAGAGCUGUUUGGUCUACCAGUGAAAGGCAUUAUCACCAGUAGCCUGCCCAGUACUCUGGUUGACAUGGAUACGAUGGAAGUCAAACAGACGUGCCCCUUUAACGAGCACAUCAUCAUCCGCCGAGAGUUUAUUAACAUUGAGUUAGCACUUUUGUCCGAAGAAGCAGAGGAUGCACCUGUUUUCCCGGAAUUGGGUUUGCUCCAUAACUCGGAAGAAAUCGGUCUCUUGGUACAAACAUUCCUGCAUGACAUCCAAAUUCUUCCGUAUGUUUGUGGUGUUCGUGAAGGAUUCAUUGACAACUUUUUACGACUUCUCGACCGAAAAGGUCUCGCGCUCAUCAAAUACCUGGAAACACAAUCGUCAUUUGGUACGAUGCCACUUAAUGACGCAGCUAAGCGGCAGUUACGUCAGGACUUACAGCUGGCAACUGAAGCUGAUUACUCCAUUGUCUUGACACGGGCAGAGAAAUUACAUCCGGGAAUUUACACGUUUUUAAAAGGCGAUCCCAGGCAAAACGCGGACCGUGUCCAGGCCCUUUUCGAGUCGUUUUGAAGACCACGUGAAAAGAGAGGAAACCGGAAAGAAGCAACUGUGACCAAUGGCAAUUGAUCUGUCCAGCCUCGUUCUCAUCAGGCUCUAGUCGCUGUUGGCUUCAGUUAGUUUCUAAAUGUUUUUGGACAUGCAGACAUCCCUGAUCGCUUUUUUUAAUACGUUGUGAUGUGGAUCGUCUGAGACUGUCGUUUGUUUGAUAACCAACCAAUAAACGCCUCCGUUCUCAAGGAUAGCAUUUGGCUGUUUAGAUAAGGGUCGAAAACGUUGAUUAAAAUCUGAGAAAUUGCAAGAAAUCGUUUGAAGAAGAGUGUACAAGAAAAUUAAAUCAAAGGAUAUUUUGAAAGUGAGUUCAAAUUUGAUAUGCCAUGGCAGUCGAUUGGAGAUGAUCCUUAUAUAUUGAUUCCAAUCUAGGCAAUGGAAAAACUUAAUUAAAGCUUGCAAAAAUUAAAGCCUUCAGAAGACAUGAAUUGGUGACUUCCUAACUAAACCACGGUUAAUAAGUGGAACGCGCUCUCGAAUUUCGUCAAAGGCCUGAAUUUUUAAGGCCUUGGUUUAUUGUAGUUUUGAGUAUAAAUUUUGUUCUCAGUUGUAAAUAAAGCUUUCAAAAGUGCACUGUUUUAAGAAUAUCAAAAAUAAAGAAAAAUUAUUUUCCUAUA